AUGCUCUUGGUACGGGCCUGCCGCACAUUCCCACACAAACCUCUACUAUCACAGGUCCGUGCUCUAUCGACGAACAAGUCGGGCGUUCCGAACCUUCUUACUCUCGCUCACCUUUCGGUGAAUGAAAUCGAGGGCGUUUUGCAGCGCGCGGCGCAGUUCAAACGCACGGCAAAGCACACAGCGAUGGGUGUAUGUGACCUGGAGCGUUCGUUAGAGCGCAAGACGAUCGCGAUCAUCUUCAGCAAGCGCAGCACUCGUACUCGCGUUGCGAGUGAAUCUAGUGUUGCUGCCCUUGGCGGCCACGGCAUGUUCCUCGCGCCUUCGGACAUCCAGCUGGGCGUCAACGAAAGUCUGCUGGACACGGCGCGCGUUGUCGGCUCUAUGGUUGACGGCAUCAUGGCGCGUGUGGGUGGACACCAUGAGGUCGAAGGCCUCGCGAGCGAGUCUGCUGUGCCAGUCAUCAACGCGCUUUCCAGUCGUUUCCAUCCCACACAGAUUCUCGCUGACUUGCUGACGAUGCUCGAACUCGAUGGCGCAGCGCACAGAGCUCUGCCAUCCCUGCAGCACCUCGCUGGGAAAAAGGUCGCAUGGGUGGGUGACUCGAACAACAUCCUCAACGACAUGAUCGUUACCUAUCCCCGCCUGGGCCUGCAUCUCAGCAUUGCGGCACCCCAGGGCCCGGCGUAUGAACGCGAUCCUGUGGUGUGGGAUCUCAUGAAAAAAGGCCUGGCUGAUCUGUCGAGUGAGCACACGCCCGGCCAGAUCGAGUGGUCGCAUGAUCCGCAGCGGGCCGUGCGUGACGCUGACUUUAUCGUGACGGACACUUGGAUCUCAAUGGGCGACGAAGCCCAAAAGGACCAGCGCCUACGCGAUUUCCAAGGCUUCCAGGUCACGGAAGACCUCGCUCGCCGCGGCGGCGCCAAGCCUGACUGGAAGUUUUUGCAUUGCCUCCCUCGCAAGGCCGAAGAGGUGUCCGACGAAGUGUUCUAUGGGCCGCGGUCGCUCGUGUUCCCCGAGGCGGAGAACCGCAAGUGGACGAUUAUGGCCUGUUUCGACUGGCUGUUUGGCGGUCGCGCCCUCUCAAUUGCUAUGGUGUCGUUUUACGAACUGAAAGCGGCUUUGCCAAACAACAAGACUUUUGAAUUUUCUCAGCUCAAGGGUAAGGUCGUGCUUAUCGUGAAUACUGCGAGCAAGUGUGGUUUUACGCCACAGUUUGAUGGUCUCGAGAAGCUGUACAAGGACUACGAGAGCCGUGGCUUUAUCGUGCUUGGCUUCCCAAGCAACCAGUUUGCCUCGCAGGAACCAGGCGAUGAUGAUUCGAUUGGCAGCUUUUGCCAGCUGAACUAUGGCGUCUCGUUUCCCAUUAUGGCCAAGUCCGAUGUCAACGGCGCAAACGCGAACGAGGUGUUCCAAUUCCUGAAGCAUGCCAAGCGGGGCUUCCUUGGUACGGAGGGUAUUAAAUGGAACUUUACCAAGUUCUUGAUCAACCGCCAGGGCGAGGUCGUCGAGCGCUACUCGCCGACCACGUCGCCUGCUCACAUUGCUUCUGCGAUCGAAAAGCUGCUUUAA
Messenger RNA from Malassezia sympodialis ATCC 42132, 1569 nucleotides. RefSeq names its product ornithine carbamoyltransferase (gene ARG3). Gene Ontology annotation, cellular component: mitochondrion. Gene Ontology annotation, molecular function: ornithine carbamoyltransferase activity; amino acid binding. Lineage: Eukaryota; Fungi; Basidiomycota; Malasseziomycetes; Malasseziales; Malasseziaceae. The record is from RefSeq and is a predicted model, not a curated record. Gene Ontology annotation, biological process: L-citrulline biosynthetic process.